Messenger RNA from Helianthus annuus (common sunflower), 1540 nucleotides. RefSeq names its product putative F-box/kelch-repeat protein At1g15680. Bases 1 to 1380 code for a protein of 459 amino acids. Gene Ontology annotation, molecular function: protein binding. The record is from RefSeq and is a predicted model, not a curated record. The transcript has 2 exons. Lineage: Eukaryota; Viridiplantae; Streptophyta; Magnoliopsida; Asterales; Asteraceae.
AUGUCGAACCUCAAUUCAUGCAAUCAAAUCCACAACGAUGGCGAUCACAACCAAAUUCCGACUCAAAAUCAUGUUACCAUCCACUCUGAAAACAUAAUUCCCUUUCAAUCUAAGGUCAUCGCACCAACAUGUUCCAUAGAAGGAAACCCUAGCUCCGAUUCAUCAUUUCUAGGGCAUCCUGAUGAUACAUUCACAUAUGAUAUUCAUAACGCCCCUGAUCCCGAUUCAUUGCUAUAUGAAAUACUUUCUAGAUUGCCUCUUAAAUCAGUUUUUCAGUUCAAAUGUGUUUGCAAGUACUGGCGGACCCUUAUUGCUCGACGUUCAUUUUCGCGGUUUUAUAUCGCACGUAUGCUAACUGCCAAUGCAGCAUUAGCUUCACUACCUUUCAGAAUCAUGUAUAGGUACAUUUAUGUGAAGAAAAUUCAAGGUGUUCUUGACCUAUUCCGCCCGGAAAAUUACAAUUCCUCUUUAGUUUUUUUGUCAAGGGACCUAGAGCUGUUUGCCAGUUUUAAAGUUUUAGCUGUGAGUAAUGGUUUGAUUUUAAUUUGGUCAUUCUCAGAUAAAGUUUACCAUGUUUGUGAUCCUGUGACUAGGCAGAGGGUUACCUUGCGUAGAAAACGCGAUGAAUCAAUUUUCAAUUGGGAAGGUUUUGUGAGUAGGGUUAAUGAAGACAAUGUAGUUACUAGCUAUAGAAUUGUGAGAGUAGAAACGUACCUGCCACCCUCAAAUUAUCUCAGUUUAGAUAUGUAUACGUCUGAAACUGGGAAAUGGGUUGAUUAUAGGUUGCCGUGUCCUAAUCCAAUACUCCCGAGGUACGGUGCAGGUCCCCUAAGCUUUAAUGGGAUUCUUCAUUGGUUUGUUAAUCAUCAUGGUAUGGUUGCUUUUGAUCCUUAUAAGGAUCCCAAAUCUUGUCGACUUAUCCCUUUUCCAGCUGACAGGGAUGUUCAAAGCGAGGUUACGCAUGAUGGGCUUUAUCGUUUAUGUGAGGGUUGUCAAGGAAAGCUUCGGUUUUUUCAAGUGGCGCCUGAUGCGAGUUUAUUUUACUGUUUUAGUAUGUGGGAUAUGAAAGAUUAUGAGAAAGGAGAAUGGUGUUCUGAAUUUAAGGUGACACGUAGUGAUCUCUCUUCUUCUGAUCCUGAAUUGGAGAGCUGGUUAAUGAAAGCUACUUUUCUACCAUUAUCUUUCCAUCCGCUUGAUCUGGAUAUUGUUUAUCUGAGGUGUGUGGAGCUUGCUUGUGUGGUGUCAUAUAGUAUUCAGAACAGAAGACUGGAUGUUGCUUGUAAAGCUGCUGGUGUUAUUGAUGCCCUGUCAUGGCGUGUGGUGGUGCCAUUUGUGGUUCCAAGAUGGCCAACACCAAUUCCUAUAUCUCCUGUUCCAUAGAAGGUGGUUGUGCCAGAAGUUAUUCCUAAUUUCUGCAUUCAUUAAUGGGUGGUUGUCGAAAGAAAGAUAGCCGGGAAGGAAAUUUCAAGGUUUAGAGACUUAUGGUGACUUGAAGAUUUAUUUCUAUAAAAUGUUGGUCAAACUUUGUAUUGUACUGUGA